This is a messenger RNA of Colletotrichum godetiae, 562 nucleotides long. Its product is annotated as V-type proton ATPase subunit F. NCBI's taxonomy places the organism in Eukaryota, Fungi, Ascomycota, Sordariomycetes, Glomerellales, Glomerellaceae. The record is from RefSeq and is a predicted model, not a curated record. Gene Ontology annotation, molecular function: proton-transporting ATPase activity, rotational mechanism. Bases 68 to 436 code for a protein of 122 amino acids. Gene Ontology annotation, biological process: proton transmembrane transport. The transcript is spliced from 4 exons. Gene Ontology annotation, cellular component: proton-transporting V-type ATPase, V1 domain; fungal-type vacuole membrane.
ACGUCAAUCCGUCCGCUGACCUCCUGGACCAUCGCAAGCUCUCCUACAACCGCACAAGUCAUCCAAGAUGGCUUCGCAAGCAGAUAUGAAGGACCGCCAGUUCCUCGCCGUUAUCGGCGACGAGGACUCGGUCACCGGCCUCCUUCUAGCUGGCAUUGGGCACGUUAGUACGGGUGCCGACCAAGAAAAGAACUUCCUCGUUGUGGAUGGCAAGACGGAUACCGCUGCGAUCGAGUCUGCCUUUGAAUCCUUCACGUCGAGGAAGGACAUUGGCAUCAUCCUCAUCAACCAACACAUUGCCGAUCGCAUAAGACACCGUGUCGAUACCUAUACCGCUGCUUUCCCGACCGUUCUCGAAAUUCCGAGCAAGGACCACCCGUACGACCCCGAGAAGGACAGUGUUUUGCGCAGAGUGCGCCGUUUGUUUGGCGAAUAAGCAUGUCAUUCGCAGUUUGCUGGGAAUAGUAAGGGUCAAGAGGCAGAAGCAUGAUACGCCGGUAGCGUAUUCGGGGGGUUGGAUGGACCAUACCGGCCUAUCGUGAAUAAAUUGCGAGCUACAUGC